Messenger RNA from Chelmon rostratus (copperband butterflyfish), 3253 nucleotides. Its product is annotated as deleted in malignant brain tumors 1 protein. The record is from RefSeq and is a predicted model, not a curated record. The transcript has 8 exons. Gene Ontology annotation, cellular component: membrane. Lineage: Eukaryota; Metazoa; Chordata; Actinopteri; Chaetodontiformes; Chaetodontidae. Bases 399 to 1595 code for a protein of 398 amino acids.
UUUCUGACUGUUGACGCGAGAAUGGCGGCGUGACGGCAUGUAGCUUUUUUAACGUGACCCCGAGCAGUCUCAUGGACAUCAUAUUAUUGACAUAGUCACCGGGACGCACCGGCAGCCUCGCUUCAUCUCGUGGAGCUGUGAAUGCAUUACUUACUUUGUGAGGGCAUUAACGUGAGCAUUCAUCGACAAUGUCGUUAACCCGCGCCGUAAAUUGCAGUUGCUCAAACUUGCUUAGCCGUUAGCUCUCACUCCAGUUAGCCAGUCCAGCCGUUUGUAGCACACGAGCUAGCUAAUGUCUCGUGCUAUCACUAGCUUAGUUUACAACGGCUGUCAGCAUCGUCACCAGGACAACGGGCAUCCUUCUCACCCGGCAGUCUGAUGGAAGGGUGAGGGGAACUAUGCUGAGAUUCCUCCAUAUCCUUUUAACGGGCUUGUCAGGUGUCCUGUGGGAUGGAGUCACUGCUUUUGGUGGGGUCAGACUAGUGGAUGGGGAGAACAAGUGUUCUGGCAGAGUUGAGAUACUCCGCCAUGACCAGUGGGGGACCGUUUGCGACCACGGCUGGGACCUCCGGGAGGCUGACGUGGUGUGCCUGGAGCUGGGCUGUGGCUUAGCCGAAUCUGCCCUCCAUGGUGCAGUAUUCGGUGCAGGCAGGGGAGAGAUCUGGCUGCGGCAUGUCCAGUGCUCUGGACAUGAGUCUAGUUUGACACGCUGUGCUGUUGUCCUCCACAGUAACUCCUAUUGCACCCAUGAGAAUGAUGCAGGGGUGAAAUGCUCAGGUACGCUUUUAACGCCCACCCUCACCCUGCUGUCGCCUCACACUGUGUUUUCUCCCGGGGAGGCAGUUCGCUUCGGCUGCAGUGUUCCGCUCGGUCACCACCUCAGUGACUUCCAUCUGUACAAGCAUGGAGUGUCCACACCACUGGUUACACAGAGGGCAGACCAGACCCAGACCAGAGUGGAGCUGACACUGUCUGACAUAGAGGCUUUUCACCAGGGCAGCUACAGUUGUCGGUACAGGAUUAAGGGCGGCUUCCCUUCUCAGCUGCUCAGCUCUCCACCCAGCAGCUCCAUCAACAUCACUGUUGUGGAGCUCCUGACUCCCCACCACUGGUACAACACAUCUACCGAGGCUCCGGGUGGUUCCGUCCUUAAAGGCCACAGUUUUAACAUCACCUGCUCCACCCCACAGCAGUACCCUGGAGGCUCCUUCCAGCUGCGUUUGAUCCGCUCCAACGGCACAGUGCGCCAGUCCCUGCCUGCCCUCACCCCGUCUGUCACUUUCACCUUCCCCAAUGCUCAGAGCUCCAACGAGGGCUACUACUACUGCCUGUAUCGCGUCCAGUUGGGUGGACGCACCUUUGUCUCCAGAGAAAGCCAGCCCCUGCCGAUAGCUAUCAGAGACCCAGAUCCAAUACUGAGUCCAAUGGUGAUCAGCUGGCUCGUGUCUGGCCUGACAUUCGUUGUAGCCGUCAUUGUUAUAAUCAUUGUGGCCAAGGUACUGUGUAACAAGGAGAAGAAGCCCUCUGAGCUGGAGCGAGAGACCAGAACCUGUGUGGACAACACGUAUGUCGCCUUAUCAAUUAACAAGCUAUGACGGGGUAUGCAGGCAACAGAUAACUAAGACCAAAUUGUCACGCUGUGUCCAUCAUGGAUUCAGUCAGCCGGGGACAUCACACAGAACGAAACAGCUUGGUCGGUCCGCCAUCACACCUUUGGAAAAGGCACAACGUGAACCCAGUUCAGCACAGUUUUUACUGGACUCUAACAUAGGGUUGGGUAAUAUGAUGGUAUAUAUUAUGUGACAGUAGAGAUUUGGCAGUACCUUUUCCAUUACAGGUGCCAACCCUUAGUGUCUCUGCUAUAUUUUCGGUGCGAUCUUGCAAAUGUUGCUGCCUCAUAAGGUUCUGUGAUUUGGGUUGUGGGACUACUUGAAUGAGAGCGACAGUUGGUGGCAGUAAUGCACCUCUGCGCUGGUUUGCCAGCUGAAGCAAGAGAAGAGUGACAAGGAAACAUGGAGGAGAGUGAGAUUGUAAAUACAGAGCAGGAGGCAUCACUACUAACCCAAGAUGAGGGAGAAGAACUUGUUAUUAAUAAGGGUGCGACUUCUGACGUGCGGACAUGGUUUGGAUUUAGAAAAUCUGACACGGUAUGUUUAUUUUACUCCAUUUCUUGAUUGAAUUUACAGAACAAUUACUGUAUCAAAAUGAAUUCGGUUAUCAUGAUAUAAAAUUGCAUAUACCAUGAGAGAAGACUUUGGCCAUAUUGCCCACCCUACUCUAAAAUAGACCUAAGACUGCACUGCAGUAUUCUCUCAUGCCAAACUGCAUGCUAGAGUUAUUGCUGGGAUGAUACAAUAGGCUUCUAAGCCUUGUAUUAUGGUGAGAUGUAAGAUAAUGGCCACAGAAGACUGACAAACAGCAAAAACUAUUUCCAGGUCAAAGUCAUUCUUGGUUCAAGAUAGACUUCAGUUACACAUGUACUCGGCUACUGCCACGACUACAAAUGUACGGAGUGGAAGACUGCUACUAAAAGCUAAACUGGGGAAAUGGUGACAUAGCUUCCUCAGGUCUUUGUAUAUAUAUAUACCGUUUAAAAACAUUGUUUUAUAUUUAUUACCACUGGCUCCACUAGCUUAUUAUGUACUCGCUUCCACAGAUCAACAAUCCUAAAAGGAUUAGAAUUUGUUUUUGUACUUUAAGUCUAACCCUACUAUGCAUCUUAUGUCAUUUACAAUAGAACAUUAAUACAUACAUACUGCAUUAAAAAUGUGUAAAUAGAAGCUGUAGUUGAUUAAAAUGCUGCUCUUGUUGGAGCUUCUGGGCUCAAUCAGUUUGACGUUGUACAAAUAUUUCAUGUACUGUAGGUUGAUUUAUAGCAUCAGAUCAAACUACACAAGUGGAAAAAGCUUUUAACAUAAUAUGGUUCUUUUAUUUUUAUACCCUCAAUUAUUUAAACAUUUCAAAUUUAGCUCCUUAUUAAAGUACUUGAAGUUUCAAAUGUUUACAUAUACAAGCUCUUUUAUAGUUUAAGAAAGGGCAAUACAAAAAAAUCACAACACAACCUCCAGAUUGUAAAAGUAGAAUUAUGUAGUAUACAAGUGUGAUAUCUUUGAUUUGGCUCUACUUAAACAAAGCAUAAACAUAGCAUUACAACUUGUAUAAACAGUGCAAUGUGAUAUUUUUUAUCCUGGGAUAAAACUUAUUUAUUCAACACUAAAAAAAAAAACAUGAACAAUUAUGUCCCAAUUAUUCU